Prorocentrum cordatum is the source of this 1728-nucleotide messenger RNA. The record is from the annotation of a GenBank genome assembly. NCBI's taxonomy places the organism in Eukaryota, Dinophyceae, Prorocentrales, Prorocentraceae.
GAGUCCUGCAAGCUGAAGGCCGGCGAGUACGCCACGCGGGUGGAGCUGCAGCAGGGCGAGCAGGCGGCGAUGGCCAAGGCCAUCGAGAUCCUCUCGGACGUCACGGGCGUGAGGACCGAGCAGCCCACGAACCCCGUGCCCCCGCCGUCGCCCUUGGAGUCCUUCCUGCAGCUGCCGCCACAGGCGUCGCCGCGGCGCCAGGAGGCGCUGGCCCUCCUGCGCCGGGCCGCCGGCAGGACGCGCAGCCAGGAGUUCGCCGACCUCGUCGAGGAGGUGUCCGCGGCCGCCGAUGGCCCGUUCAAGGUGGUGAGCGAGAUGAUGCAGAAGAUGAUAUUCCGCCUCAUGGCCGAGCAGAAGGACGAGGACGAGCACAAGGUCUGGUGCGACAAGGAGCUGGAGGAGGUGAACAUCUCCAUGACCGACAAAGGGGAAAAGAUCGAGACGCUGGAAGCGAAGAUCACAGACGGCAAGGCGAAAGUAGGCGAGCUGGCGGAGGAGAUCAAGGAUGCCGACGAAAUGGUGGCAACGCUUGAGAACCAUAUGGAGGAGGCCACCGCCGUGCGCGAGGCCGCGAAGGCCGAGAACAAGGCUGCCAUCAAGGACGCGCAGGACGCGCAGACGGCCAUCGCGCAGGCCACGGCGGUGCUGGAGCAGUUCUACAAGGAGUCGGGCGCGAUCAAGAAGGAAGCCUGGGAGUUCGUCCAGCGAGAGCCCGUGGUGGUCCCAGAGCACCCCUCGACCUGGGACGCCUCCUACACUGGCAUCGCGGACCCCAGCAACGCCCCGGACGGCAUCAUCUCUAUGCUCAAGGAUAUCUCGGCAGACUUUGCCAAGAUGGAAGCUGACACCCUCGCAACCGAGGAGAUGGACCAGAAGGCAUACGAGUCCGAGAUCAAGGAUUGCAAGAUCGAGAAGGCCGAGCGCAUGAAGGAGUCCGAGAUGAAGGCCGCCGAGAAGGGGCGCCUCCUGGACAAGAUAGCCGCCCUCGAGAAAACGCUGAAGCACACCAGCAACGAGCUGGAGAUGGUCGAGCAGUACCUGCGAGACCUCGGCCCCGCCUGCCUGGACGGAGACUCCACGUACGAGACCCGCAAGGCCGCGCGCCAGAGCGAGAUCGAAGCGUUGAAAGAGGCGCAGGUCAUCCUCGAGCAGGCCUUCGAGGAGGACUCGGCGCCGGCGCCCGCCGGCCGCUUCGCGCAGCUGGCGCGCCGAUCCCGCGCACCGCUCGUGCUCCUCGAGGUGGGGCAGGACAAGGCCGAGCAGCCGUCCGCCCACGCGGGGGCGAUCCGCUCGAGGAUCGCGAGGCAGAUGUCCGCGCUGGGCCGGGCGGCGCAGCCCCGCGCGGAGCGGGCGGAGGCGCCGGAGCCGGCGAAGGCCGAGGCCGCCGGCGAGGAGGGCGAGGAGGCGAAGCCGAAGACCGUGCUGCUGUCCCCGCACGCGGGCUACUGGGGCCGCGGGAUCAAGGCGCGCAUCCUCGAGGAGACGUCGGGGGAGCGCCCCGCCCAGACGGCCACCGUGUCCGCGGCGAGGGCGGCACCCGCGGCCCUGCCGGAGGCGCACCCCGGGGAGGCCGCCACGCCUUCGAUGCGCGGACCGGUCAAGCCCCCUGCCGUCGCGGCGGUGGGCGCCGCCGGCAACGCCACUGGCGGCAGCGGCGGCGGCGGCGAGGGGCCGGUGCAUUCGGUGAUGUCUCUCGUCUCGUCCUUCUUCGGCCGCUUGCUCCACUGA